AACGGCGAAGCUGGAGGUAGCAACGAAGACGGCGAUGAGAAGAGCACUGCACGCAACAACAAAAGUAACGGCAAACAUGACGACAGAAGCGGGGUACGCAGUUACAAGAACAACAGUGCAGACGGCGCCCGCAACAAAAACAGCGGCGACGGGAAUAGCGACGAAAACGAAGUUGGCGGCAACGAAGACGGCGACGAAGAUGGCAGCGGUGAGAAAAGCAACAAAGAAUUUGACGGGAAUAAACGAAAUAGAGUGGGACAAGCUGGGCAAAAUAUGGUUUUAUUAUUGCGUAUGGCAGCCGAUGCAGUGAAUGAAUUUUCGGGAGAUACAUGUGCACGCAAAUGGAUCCUACAAGUGAAAAAUAUAGCCAGCGUUUAUGGAAUACAUGAACCAUAUAUAAAGAUGUUGAUCAUCAGCAAGAUAAAAGGAAAAGCAUGCAUGUGGUUGCAUGCAGAUCCAGAACGUGUAUUGCUACCAACAGAGCAGUUGGCGGCAGAGUUUAUAUCAAUGUUUGGUGAGAUGAAGUCAAAGUUAGAAACAAGGCGAAAAUUUGAGGAACGAAAAUGGACAGCUGGCGAAAGCUUUAUUGCUUAUGUAGACGAUAAGGUGAUGCUUGCACAUGGAAUAAAAAUGGAUGAUGAAGAAUUGGUGGCGCUCCUCAUUGAAGGUAUUCCAAAUCAAAUGCUACGUAACCAAGCCCGUAUCCAAUGCUUUGAAGACAUCCAGCACUUAAAGCGGGCAUUUGCGGAAGUGAAACUACCGAAAAUGGAUGAAACAGACAAGAAGGUGGCAUCGGUGAACAAUAAUGGCAGCACACUCUUGCGUUGUUUCAAUUGCAAUUCGAAGGGACACUGGGCCAAAGAGUGCAGGAAGCCAAAGCGCGAAAAAGGGUCAUGCUAUGCCUGUGGUCAGAUGGGGCACUUUGCAGCAAAGUGCCUGAAAAACAAGAAUGUGGAUGAAAACAAUUACCAUGCCUCAUAGACACGGGAAGCCCCAUUUCGUUCAUAAAAAUUAGUAAAGUACCUAAAGAUGUUAUUGGAGUACCAGUUUUAAGUUCAUUUUACGGAUUAAACAAAAGUUACUUGAAAACAUAUGGAAAAAUAUUGUGUUACAUUAUGAAAAAUAUGAAUAAAAUACAUUUUAAUUUAAUAAUAGUGGCAAACGAGUCUAUGAGUCAUGAUGUAGUAUUGGGAAGAGACUUUAUGAAAGCAUGCAACUUAUGCUUGAAUCUGGACACCUUGAAAAUGAUUACAGUGGAUAAAAUUGAAAGUCGAUGUAACAAGAAAAGCGAUAAAAUGUUAGAAGAAACAAAUAUGUACAACAAUAGUAAAACAGUUAGCGAUAGUGUUAGUCAAGGUAGU
Drosophila sechellia is the source of this 1361-nucleotide messenger RNA. RefSeq lists its product as uncharacterized. Lineage: Eukaryota; Metazoa; Arthropoda; Insecta; Diptera; Drosophilidae. The transcript is spliced from 2 exons. Bases 274 to 981 code for a protein of 235 amino acids. Gene Ontology annotation, molecular function: nucleic acid binding; zinc ion binding. The record is from RefSeq and is a predicted model, not a curated record.